This is a messenger RNA of Dicrocoelium dendriticum, 3390 nucleotides long. The record is from the annotation of a GenBank genome assembly. Lineage: Eukaryota; Metazoa; Platyhelminthes; Trematoda; Plagiorchiida; Dicrocoeliidae.
AUGUACUGGGAUCCCGCCCAGUGGCAACCAAUUAUACAAAGUCGGCAGUUUCUGUCCUGGCUAGUUAAAGUGCCAAGUGAAGAAGCUCAGGCUAAAGCUCGUCAAAUAUCGGCUCAACAGAUUAAUCGCUUAGAGGAUAUUUGGAAAGAAAACCCUCAGGCGGCAGUAGAGGACUUAGAAAAGCCUGGAGCUGAUAAGGAAGUCGGCCCAGUCCUCCUACGUUAUAAAACUUCUUUACAAUACCGCCAAACUUUCAUCCCAUUAGUGGAGAUCGAGGCGGCAUAUGACGAAAAGAUUAAAGAGUCUCUCAAGCUGGAAAAUGUUGUUGUUCGUUGGGAAACUGCUCUCAAUCGAAGGCACGUCGCUUACUUCCGCAUACCUGGCGCUAAUGAAGGCCCUGAGCUGCGUAUUAUGCAUGGAGAUGAAUUGAUCAUACGUCGCUCCAACAGUCCAGGUAACGAAUGGGACGGCGUUGGUCACGUCAUCAAGAUCCCGGACAAUUUCAGUGACGAAGUUGGUCUCGAAAUGAAGCACGUUGAUGCUAUUCCGAACGAUUCUGCUACAUACACAGUGGAGUUCAAAUGGAAAUCAACACCUUUCGAUAGGAUGAUUAGUGCAAUUUCUCUAGUGACGGAGGAUAGAUACGAGCUCUUGACACCCUACAUCUUUUAUCGUCUUUUGGGACAAGAAAUGGAUGAUAUGGUUUUGAAAUGCAACCUACCAAAACGAUAUUCUGCGCCCAAUUUACCUGAACUCAAUCAUAGUCAGGUGUUUGCAGUCAAGACUGUACUGCAGCGACCCCUCAGCUUAAUUCAAGGACCACCGGGAACCGGAAAAACAGUCACAUCCGCUUCGAUUGUGUAUCAUUUGAACCAGAUUCACCAAAAGAAAGUGUUGGUGGUCGCGCCCAGUAACACAGCUGUGGACCAGCUUUGUGAGAAGAUCAGUCGAACAGGACUCAGAGUGGUUCGGUUGUGUGCACGUUCUCGAGAAGCUCUCGCCUCUCCUGUCAGUCAGCUGAUGCUGCAUGUGCAGGCGCAAAAUGUUAAAGGUCACACUGAACUCCGCAAACUACAGCAGCUGAAGGACGAAGCGGGUGAACUCAGCCAGGCCGAUGAAAAACGCUAUCGAAUUUUGAAGCGGGAAUUGGAGCGUGAACUCCUUCUUGCCGCCGAUGUGGUUUGCUGCACUUGUGUCACAGCUGGUGAUCAACGUUUGGAGCGGCUCAGUUUUCACUCGGUAUUGAUAGAUGAAUCUACCCAAGCGACUGAACCUGAAUGCCUUAUUCCUUUGAUGGUUGGAUGUCGGCAAGUGGUCCUUGUUGGGGAUCACUGUCAAUUGGGCCCAGUGAUCACUUGCAAAAAGGCUGCUAAUGCGGGUUUGACGCAGAGCUUGUUUGAACGAUUCGUCUUGCUGGGCAUCCGACCGAUUCGAUUGCAGGUUCAGUAUCGCAUGCAUCCCGCUUUAUCAGCGUUUCCAAGUAAUGUGUUCUAUGAAGGUAGCUUACAAAAUGGUGUCACUGCCGAGGACCGUUGCAAAAAGAUCGAUUUCCCGUGGCCAAAUCCUGACCGCCCUAUGUUCUUUUACUGCACCUCUGGACAAGAAGAAAUUUCUGGCAAUGGAGUUUCUUAUCUUAAUCGGACAGAGGCUGCAACAGUGGAAAAGAUUGUCACGAAAAUGCUAAAAAUCGGAGUUCAUCCUAACACUAUCGGUGUAAUCACUCCGUACGAAGGACAACGUGCCUACUUGGCACAUUAUCUGCAUUAUUCUGGGUCUCUUAAUGCUAAGCUAUACCAAGAAAUCGAGAUCGCUAGUGUCGACGCUUUCCAAGGUCGCGAAAAGGACUACAUAAUUUUGUCUUGUGUCCGCGCCAAUGAGAAUCAGGGAAUCGGUUUUUUAAACGAUCCUCGACGACUCAACGUUGCGCUCACAAGGGCUCGUUAUGGUCUUAUCGUUGUGGGCAACCCAAAGGCACUUUGCAAACAACCGCUCUGGAAUCAGCUGCUACAUUUUUACCGCGAACAGCACCUGCUGGUUGAGGGACCUUUAAACAACUUGUCGGAAUAUAUGCUUCAAUUUCCCAAACCUAAGGUUCCAUACACUUUCAAGCCCGGUGGCCAUUACCUCGCCCAGCUCACUGCAAAUACCGCUUUACUUAAUGGGCAGCGCACGAAUGCUGGUUCAAAUUUCUUCUCACAAGCCGCUUUGAAUGCCAAUUUGCAGUCACCCACCUACCAUUCCGGUAAUACUGUUGAUCCUACCACCUUAUUGGCCGCUGUGGCCGCAGCAUAUUUCGGAGGCACAGGUGGUUCGGGCGGUUUGGGGGGGAACACUGGCUCUGUAGCUUCGAAUCAGCCUGGAGCGAGCCACGCCGCUGCAUACGCACUCGCUGCUGCUGCUGCGGCCCAACAUCAUCACACUGGUUACAAUCCGUCACUUCCCAACAACGCUAUACACCAGUUAGCCACUCAGUCACUGUUUGACCAAAUUGGUUUCAUCGGUCCGAACAGACAGUUUGCAGCUGCUGAUGCGAGUUCAAAUCUCCCAAUGCCCCUGAGUAUGCUUAUGCAAGCUGGACGUUUGCAAGGCUCAUCCAACUUUAACAUGGGCAGUGUUAUGGGCGCACCUACCAAUGGUCAAUCUAACGCUUCCAAAUUCGUUACGACAAUGGGUGUGAACACAUUCGCUCGAUCAAACGGUCAAGGAUUGAACUUCACACCUGCCAUGACUCAGUUUGGCACAAGCACCCGAGCACCUGGUGGACCACUGCCGGCGACUACUUCUUUAGGUAGUGGAGCGGCUCCAAGGUAUAUGAAUACUGUCAGUCGACGUUCCACACAGGGGAGCGGCGUCUCAAACACGUCUCUUGGGCCAAGUAAAGAUAGACAAUUGCAUCAGAACUCACUCGCAGCAGCCAGUUCUGUUGGCCUCGCGACUGCAAGUUCCGCUUUGCUUUCACAACCCGGAAUGUCUGAACUUACUGGAACACAAGGAACUGUUGGUUUUGGUCAGAUGGGCACUAGCAGCAGUCAGAGUCGUAACAUCGAAUUGUCUGGUUUAUCCCAAGACCUGUGGGGUUUUAGAGCCCUACUUCAAUUGCAACGUUUCUAGUUAAGAAUUUUCGCUUGAUGCCAUUCAGCUUUAAUCCCCCUAACACUAUCCAUCGCCUUACUUCAGACUUUUUCCACUCCUUAUCUUGGUCCCUUUUCCACAUAGAGUACACUCAGAUAACAUUUUUGGUCCGUGUUUUCCCGGACGAUUGGGAGGGAGGGUCUGGUCCAUUCUCACCAUAUCGCUUGUAGACAUUCUGGGCUACUCUAAUCAUUCGUUGGUAGUUUGUCCUCAGGCCACGCUAUUCAUUGUGAAGCCAAGUUAUAAAUGUAGGACUGC